AUGGCCGGCACUUGGUGCCACACCCACCACCCAAGCCCACCUCAUUCUGGCCCGCACCCCACCUCCUUUUGGACUCCCUGGACUUCCCCUUUCCCCUCCAACUCGGCCCAAUGGCCAGCCACAAAGCCCACCCGAAACUCUGGCCACAAACGUGCACACCCUGGACACCCUCCCGCGCGGGACGACGCACGCGCGCCUGUCGCCCGACGCCUCGACGCCCGCCCUCGCCUCGGGAAGACGCUCGCCUCCUCGUAUCCUUCCCUGACGCCUCGAGAGCCCGCACGCCCCCUCGACUCCCUCCCGCUCGCUGCCACUGUCCCCCUCGCAGGAUUGGCCGAGGCCGCCGCCCGUCGCCCGUCCCUUGCCCUCCUCCGCCUAUAUAAGGCCACCACCGCGCCCACUCCACCCUCACACCACCCCACUCCUUCCCCACCCCCACUUACGCUCCAGAGAGCGCCCAGGGCGCUGCUCUGGGCUGCUGCCCUUCCCCGGCGAAGCCCUGCCGCGAUCGACGCCGGAGAAGUGGAGGUGCUGCGGGAGCUCCGCCAACUGCCGCCCUCCCUCCCUUCUCUCGGCCUCCUCCCUGCCUUCCUCUCCGUUGCCCUAACCCUUUCCUCGCCGUGCCAGGACGACCGGAGAACGCUGCCGCGCCAAAACUCGCUGCCGGACGCCGCGUACACGGAGGGACCGCCGGAGCCCGGGAGCAAGGAGGAGAAGCCGCCGAGCCGCCCCUGGACCAGCCCGCGACGCUCCCGCGCCACCCUGCUGCCGCCGUCGACGCCCGCCGAUCGCCGGAGUUCUACAACUCGAAAUUAA
This is a messenger RNA of Lolium perenne, 816 nucleotides long. The record is from RefSeq and is a predicted model, not a curated record. Lineage: Eukaryota; Viridiplantae; Streptophyta; Magnoliopsida; Poales; Poaceae.